CGUUAGUUAAACUUCCCACCAAAUAAAAUCCUCCAUUGUUGAUCUUCAAAAAGAAUCAUGGGAAGAAACAUCUGCAGACUCAUCGUUGCUGCAAUAAUAAUAAUCUUUCUUAGCAUUCUGAAGUUCCAUGUUUCAAUAGCUUCUGUGGUUUCCACUGGAGAUUUCAACAGAGAUUUCUUCGUGGCAUGGGGCCCUACCCAUGUAAUUACUUCCCCAGAUGGCCGAUCAAGAAGCUUGAAACUCGACCGUGCUUCUGGAAGUGUAAUGGCAACCAAGGAUAUGUACUUGUUCGGUCAGUUCGACAUGAGGAUUAAACUGAUUCCUGGGAAUUCUGCCGGCACUGUCGUGGCAUUCUAUUUAACCUCGGACCAGCCGAACCGUGAUGAGUUGGACUUUGAAUUCCUGGGAAAUGAACCCGGGAAGCCAUGCAUUCUUCAGACCAAUGUUUUUGCUGAUGGGUAUGGCAACAGAGAGCAUAGGAUUAGGCUGUGGUUUGACCCAACCAAAGACUUCCACACCUAUUCUAUAUUAUGGAACCUCCACCAAAUCGUGUUUAUGGUGGACUGGGUACCGAUAAGAACAUACAGGAACCAUGUAGAUAGAGGGGUGGCAUAUCCGAGGUGGCAGCCAAUGGGGCUGAAGCUCAGCGUAUGGGACGGCGACAGCUGGGCAACUGAGGGAGGAAGAGUGAAAAUAGAUUGGUUAAAGGCACCCUUCAUAGCCACAUUCAGGGACUACAGGAUUGAUGCCUGUGUGUGGGGAGGGAAUCCCAUAUUUUGCUGGUCAGGUGGCCUUGCAAAUUGGUGGAAUAAUGAGAGAUCAAGCACUUUAACAUGGGCUCAAAGAAGGCUGUUCAGAUGGGUCAAAAGAUACCACGUUAUCUAUGAUUAUUGCAUGGAUUUCCGAAGAUUUAAGAAUUCCCUCCCAAGAGAAUGCUUCCUUCUCGAGUAUUAAUCAUGACGAUACGGUUACCAGAGAAAUUUCGAUUUUUAUGAUAUUAUUACUCUAUAAUUUAAGAAUAAAUAGGUUUUCACUUUCAUUUUCCAA
This is a messenger RNA of Ipomoea nil (Japanese morning glory), 1047 nucleotides long. Its product is annotated as probable xyloglucan endotransglucosylase/hydrolase protein 10. Gene Ontology annotation, molecular function: xyloglucan:xyloglucosyl transferase activity; hydrolase activity, hydrolyzing O-glycosyl compounds. The transcript is spliced from 4 exons. The record is from RefSeq and is a predicted model, not a curated record. Gene Ontology annotation, biological process: xyloglucan metabolic process; cell wall biogenesis. Lineage: Eukaryota; Viridiplantae; Streptophyta; Magnoliopsida; Solanales; Convolvulaceae. The coding region runs from base 58 to 954 and encodes 298 amino acids. Gene Ontology annotation, cellular component: cell wall; apoplast.